Mus musculus (house mouse) is the source of this 550-nucleotide messenger RNA. It is a transcript of the gene Tbca, whose product is annotated as tubulin cofactor A. Gene Ontology annotation, cellular component: microtubule cytoskeleton; cytoskeleton; cytoplasm. Gene Ontology annotation, biological process: post-chaperonin tubulin folding pathway; tubulin complex assembly. Bases 31 to 357 code for a protein of 108 amino acids. The record is from RefSeq and is marked validated. Gene Ontology annotation, molecular function: beta-tubulin binding. The transcript is spliced from 4 exons. NCBI's taxonomy places the organism in Eukaryota, Metazoa, Chordata, Mammalia, Rodentia, Muridae.
GCCUCUCCUUCCUGCGGCGCCUUAGGGACCAUGGCCGAUCCUCGCGUGAGGCAGAUCAAGAUCAAGACCGGAGUAGUGAGGCGAUUGGUCAAAGAAAGAGUGAUGUACGAAAAAGAAGCAAAGCAGCAAGAAGAAAAGAUUGAAAAAAUGAAGGCUGAAGAUGGAGAGAACUACGCCAUUAAGAAGCAGGCAGAGAUCCUGCAAGAGUCCCGGAUGAUGAUCCCAGAUUGCCAGCGUCGGUUAGAGGCUGCAUAUACUGAUCUUCAGCAGAUAUUAGAAAGUGAAAAAGACUUGGAAGAAGCCGAGGAGUAUAAAGAAGCCCGUGUAGUGCUGGAUUCCGUAAAGCUAGAAGCCUGACAUUUUUCUGUAUGGGAUGUUUUUUUGCAUUAAAUCCUGGGGUCCAUUCUACAAUUCAUUGUUUUCAGCCACUGCUGUGUUUAAUAAUAUGAAAACGUGGUUCUUUUUAUGCAGUUGCAUUUAUUUUUCUUUGCAUAACUUAAUGUGUCAAAUAAAUGAGUUCAUCUAAUAAAAUUGUUUGUUUUAUACUUUA